Molecule: messenger RNA, 1977 nt
Organism: Fundulus heteroclitus (mummichog)
Lineage: Eukaryota; Metazoa; Chordata; Actinopteri; Cyprinodontiformes; Fundulidae
Exons: 8
Coding region: 416-1501 (361 amino acids)
Biological process (GO): regulation of centriole replication
Cellular component (GO): cytosol; centriole; centrosome
Source: RefSeq, a predicted model, not a curated record
CAGUGAUCAUUAAACGAGAGGCAAGCUACACCCUGGACAGGUCGCCAGUCCAUCACAGGGUGAGAGCAGGACAGCUCACACUGUGGCAGCUCCCGGUGCAACUCAUUCUGUGGAGAGAAACAGCUGCUGCUCCUGACUGCUUAAUAAAGAUAUUGCUGCUUCCCUGCACAAGAAUUUCCAGUCAUCUGACGUGAGGUAGCAGGCGAGCAGAGGGGACCAUGUUUCUUGGUGCAAAAUCCAGCUAAUCUCUUUUUACGCAAGGGUGGUCCUUUGGUGCAGUUUUCAACCUGUUAUGGCAGGCAAAAUGGAUUUUCUGCUUUCACUAAUCCAUCACUAAGAUUUUUACAUCCAUUCUCUUUAAGAUUUAAACUACUGUAUCACUGACCGUAAGAUAAAAGCCUCAUCCUAACCACCAAUGAGAGACUCAAACAUUCAGGUGGAUCAUGCCAUGUUUAUGGCAAAUAGUCCAAGACAAGUUCACUCACCAGCAAAUGGAUUGUCAGUACAAGAACUAGGAAAGAUUAAAAUGCAAUUUGUUGGAUGUAAACCAAACAACUCAGAGAAGGACCAAAAAGAGGAAAUUACAGAUUCCACUGGAAUAAAACUGUUGUCGUCAGAGCUUUCCUACAGGGUGUGCAUCCGUCAUGAGAUGCCUCUGAGGUCCUGGAGCUCUGCUGUAUUUUUGGACAAGUCACUUUGCAUUUCCCUCGCAGAACUUGCUGCCGGAACGAGAGGAGUUCAAGCACCUCUGUAUAGAUCUGCCCUGACUUGUCAGCUCGGUGUGCAAUCUCUCUGCAGAUCCACUACGGAUAAGAAAUCAGCCAAGGCAAAGGAGGUAUACAGGAGGACUAACUUCAACAGGUGCGAUGGCCCAAAGCAGAGACUGGAUCACAGGGGGAGCCCUCUAUCAAAGCGCCGUGGACACAGGGCCAAUCAAAAGGCACCUGCUUGUGGCGUUAACAUAGCUCCAGGCACGACGAGCAAGCAGGGAGGAAGUCAAAAGACAGAUGAAGACCAAGAAAGUGGCAAAUCCACAGAACCCCAGACAAUUUCCACUUGUCAUCACACCUCACAGCUGAAGGACAACUUCGUGGGAGACGCUCCCAAACCUCUGAGCCUGAAAGAGGCUUUAGAGCUCUUCAGGCCAGACUUCAUCAGCCGAUCUCAGGGUCGAGUGAGGAGGUUAGAGCAGAGGGCCAGGAGGAGGAAAGCUCUGCAGAAUUUGAAUCCCGAUCUAGUGCAUGGCCUAAUAGAAGAUCAAAGCAAGCAAAAGAGGAACUGUACUACACCAGAUCCACUUAGCGAUAACCUUUUCAAGCCGAGGGAGAGGUCUAUAUCAGGCAGAGAGAUGCAGCUCAGGUCUAGACGAAGGAUUUACAACAAGCUGCCGGAGGUAACAAAGAAGAAGGAGGAUGAGAAAAAGAGGGCUGUAUCUCAAACCAACAGACUGCGAGCAGAGGUCUUCAAAAGGAGACUUCUGGACCAGAUCCUGCAAAGAUGAACCAGACAUAAGACCAUAAGACACCGGCUUCAAUAUAAACCACUGGCUACAUAUGUGUGCAUUCCAUUGUUGGGUAGUGUCUAGAAAAAAAAAACCCAGUGUAAGCAGAAUCUGUUGCAGUUCUGCUAGUUUCAUAUGCAAAAUGAUGCUGCUGUUUUGUCUCUGCACCUUUCCUGAGCCACUGCAACAAAAUCUCAUCCGGAUGUGUUUUUGAUGACGUAAAUUUGAAUGACAAAAAAAAAGUAGGUCUGUUAGCUCUUUGCAUUGUUACAAACAGUGAAACUGGAUUUUCUUUAUGUUGUUCCUAAUGUAUCUAGAUAUUCUGCCAGUAGUUACCCAGGCUUAUAAAGGUUGCAGGUUGAGGACAGUGAAAAUAUUUCGGGUCUGUUCCUCAGGUUUAAAGUCCUUUUGCACUUUGAAUUGUGUUUUCCUUUUACUGAAAAUUGCUUUAUAAAUAAACUUACCUUGCCUUUUGA